Molecule: messenger RNA, 2771 nt
Organism: Uranotaenia lowii
Lineage: Eukaryota; Metazoa; Arthropoda; Insecta; Diptera; Culicidae
Product: serine protease snake-like
Exons: 4
Coding region: 80-1066 (328 amino acids)
Biological process (GO): proteolysis
Molecular function (GO): serine-type endopeptidase activity
Source: RefSeq, a predicted model, not a curated record
GUCACUCGCAUAGCCUCGUUUAUAGAAUUUGCUGCUGAUCUUCGUAGCUGAUCUGUCAUCAGCCAGUCAGCGCGCAACGAUGAUCAUUAUCUCAACGGCAUUGCGGCCAAGCGUAUGCUGCUUAGUAUUGCUCUGGUGCACCAUCAGUGGAAUUGUUGUUAAAGCCGAGCGAAUCGCAGAAACAAAAUGUAAGGAAUGGUAUGAGGCAACCAAAACCAUUUCGCUGGCCAUUCCGCUGACUCUGGAUCCACCCACGUAUCGGCUGGAAUCGAGUAACUGCAGCAAUUCGGUGGGAUUGAUCGUAGGCGGAAAGGAAGCUGAAGAAGGUGAAUUUCCUCACCAGGCCCUCUUGGGUUAUAACAUUACGGAAGAAAGUCCAAAGACCACGGAUCGGUAUGAUUUCCAAUGCGGUGGAUCAUUGAUCAGCGAACGUUUUGUACUGACUGCGGCACACUGUAUGAAAUACGCCAAACCCGUCGUAGUUCGGCUGGGAGUUUUGGAAAUCGCAGACGGAGAUGAUGGGUCGUUCGAUUACGGAAUCGAUUUCAUACGAAAACAUCCAAACUAUAUCAAUGCAGCUUCCUAUCACGAUAUUGCACUCAUUAAACUGAGCACCGUAGUAAGCUUCGAGCAAACGAUAGUGCCGGCCUGCCUGUGGACAGAAAUGGCCAUCACCGUGGACUCGGUUAUUGCUUCCGGAUUCGGUCAUACCAAGUUUGGAAAUGACAAAAUAUCUCCCAUACUGCGCAAAGUGAAAUUGGACUUCCUGGAUCGAUCCCAAUGCGAGAACCAAUUCAACGGUCUUCGAAAUUUCAGACGGGGCAUCCUGCCCCAGCAACUUUGUAUCGGAAGCAAGCGAGGAGGGCGCGAUACUUGCCAGGGAGAUUCCGGAGGGCCAGUUCAGACCGUCAGAGAUCCCUCGCAGUCCUGUGUGUUCCACGUAAUUGGGGUAACGUCCGUCGGAUCGUUCUGUGGAACGGGGCAAUCGCCUGCGGUUUACACCCGUGUGGCAAGCUACAUCGAUUGGAUCGAGGAAGUGGUGUGGAAAUCGGGGGCAAUUGAAUAGUUUUUAACGGUUAAUUCAAUUUUGUUCUGUUUAUCUUAUCGAUAUUCUAUCAGAAGCUCUCAAGAAUAUUUAAAAAAAAACGCAAGAUUUUCAAAACGAAAAGCAAUUCUCAUUACAUAAAAGAAGUGCAGUCAGCUUAGUUAUAUCAUAACUUGAAGGCUGAUGAGAAAUUUAUCACCCGGAAGUUUAAGAUGCCAAAAAGGUUCAUAUGGUCAAAAUGAAGAAUUCCAUUUUUAAAACAAUUUAAACAUGACACAACUCAAACAAUUUGCAGGCGGUUUUCAUAAAAAUAGGUUCACAAGCAUUCAUAAAAAAAUCAUUGCGGUAUUUGAUAUUUUAUUACACUUAAAAAAAUCCGACCACUUUAACUUUAAAAAUAAAUGGAAACUCACAAAGAAAACAUAUAGGGGAGAUGGGGGCAUAAUGGCCACCUUAAGGAAAACGGUUAUUUAACCAUAUAAAAUAGCUAUAAUAUGGAGGUUACAUUAUUGUUUCGUGUUCAGACACUUGAAAAGCCUAUUCCCUAACGGGCUGAAACGUGAAAAACUAGAUGAAAAUGUUAAAAAAUGCAUUUUAAAAAAUUUUGCCAAAAGCCGAAAACCAGCCACUGUGGAGGCAUAAUGAGAACCCCCCCUGAGGCAGUAUGUGCACCAUUAAUCAGAGCAAGAUGUGCGUUUUUACCGGGGAAUCUAGCAGCGAAUUCAAUUCGAUGAAGUCAGGUGAGUCGUAGAUUCAUCAAACAAAGCAAUAACAAAAUAAUCUUGGUCUGUUUGUAGAAUACAAACAAUUCACGCACGCUCAUACAUUAAGUGCUUUGUUCGGAGGAUGAUGCUACUAGCCGUAUAAUGUAACAAUAAAAAAAAUCGAUCAUGAAUUGUGAAUGGAAAAAUAUCACCUCGAACAGAAAUCUAACUCUAGUCUUUUGAUUACCUCUCCGACACCUUACCAAUAGGCUAAAUUGUCGGAUGAAAACUAGUUAAGGUGUGGCGCUAUAAAUCAAUUUUAAUUCGCUGCUAGAUUCUACGGCAGAAAAUGCUCAUUAUGCCUCGAUAAUAUGGUGCUCUAUAUGCCCCUAGUCAACAAAUUUAAGUAAAAACGUGUUUUAAAAUUGAUAAAAGUGACAAAUCAAAAAUAUUAUGAUGGUAACAAUUGAGAAACAAUGUGUACAUCAUGUUGCAGUGCGUACAUUAUAGAUCAAGAUUAUUUUAAGAUCAUAAGAGCUUAUUGUGUGGUGCUCUUAAAUUAUUAUAUUUUCGUAACUUGAGAACCAAGCUAGUUUUUUUUAAAUAUCUCUGUAAAGAUGAUAAGGAGAUUCCUUUUUUGUGAAAAAUUAAUACUAUAGGAAGUACGAAACAAAUCCUCAUGAAAAUUUAUUUAAGAAAAUACGCACUUUCGUAGAAAAGCGUAGUUCUCAUUAUGCCUCGGGUGCUCGUUAUGCCCUCAUCUCCCCUACAUAAAGCUGAGUUCGUUUAGAAAUUGAACACUUUCUUUUGCUGAUAGCUCAUUCACUAGUUAUCGGACAUUCAAACCUUUGACAGCAUUUUGCUGCCUAUGAAAAAUACUACUGAACAUUUUUAUUUUUAGUUUUCGCGUUUUUUGGAGUAUUUACGAUGUCAGAGAAAAAGAAAAUAAAAUUAGCACAGUUUCCUUAAAAAUCCGUCAUUAUCAAUAUGAUAGCUGACAAAACCAUUGUUUAUUCAAAGAA